Cucumis melo (muskmelon) is the source of this 989-nucleotide messenger RNA. RefSeq lists its product as uncharacterized. The coding region runs from base 462 to 800 and encodes 112 amino acids. The record is from RefSeq and is a predicted model, not a curated record. The transcript is spliced from 4 exons. Lineage: Eukaryota; Viridiplantae; Streptophyta; Magnoliopsida; Cucurbitales; Cucurbitaceae.
UUAAAGAUCUGUUUUUUUCAAACCGACAUUAUAGAUAUAUUAAACAUAAUAAUUUCGUAAAAGAUAUAUUUAGGGUUUUAAACCCCAAAUCACCACUGCCGCUUUCCAUUUCUCUUGCCCUUUCCAUUUCCCUUUCCCUUCCCCUUUCCUUCAUCUUCUUCUGCCGAAGGAAGACCCAGCACCGUUCCCUUCCCCUUUCCUUCAUCUUCUUCAGCCGAAGGAAGAACCAGCGCCGACACUUCUCCUUGCCAUCGAACAUCCGUUCGUCGGUCGCCGUGUCUCCCAACUGCGUUCAAUCUGACCAUAUCGUCGAAUCUGGCCAUUUUUCUUUUUAUCUUCUAUCCUCUAUAUUUUCAUUCUUUUUCUCCUUUUUGUUUCGAUCUAACCUUUUUUUUUUAUGGUUUUCAAUUUUUUUCUCAGCAAAUAAGAGAUUGGAAAGAUGGUAGAAAGGAAUAACAUAAAUGAAGAGAUUUAAGAAGAAAGCAGAAAUGGGGAAUUUAGAAUGGAGGUUGUGGGUUUUUUCAACGAGUCACGGUCUCAACUUCUUCCCAUUUCUUCCACUCCCUCGCCGCCCCACUUCUGACUUGCCGCUGCCGUUACAAUCACUUGAUUCUCUCGGGAAUUUGGAGAUUACGGUGCAAGAGAUGCAAGUAUCAAAGGGGUCACCGAGCGAAACCGAUCAUCAUCGAUCCAGGUCUUUACUUAUCCAAAAAGUCGGAACUUGCUUAGACAACUCAAAGACGCUCACUUCCAACAUUCUUCAAGUUGUUUACAGGGAGGAGCUAUCUCUAAACAAAUGACUGUAAUAGAAGAAAUGGUUGCAAGUGAGUACAAUUAGCGAGACCCUCAUCUUUGUGACAAGAUAUUGAAGAUGGUCAUUUGUGAAGCGUUCUAGUUUGCUAUUAGUUGCAGUUUUAGUUAUUGCUCUCUCAAUAUAUUCUUUUUCUUUCUUUCUUUCUUUCUUUCCAAAGGAUGAUCAGUGUAUAAUA